AUGAAGUGCUUUCUACUAAUCAUCACACUCUAUGGAGCACUUUCUUAUGCAUUGCCUGUACCUCGGGAAGCUGAGGACAUUUCAGAGAAGGACAUGGAGCUUGCCAAGAAAUACAUAGAAAAGUACUAUCCUGCAUCAAAGCCAACAACUGGAUUUCGAAGCCGAAGGAGUGUCCCUACUUCAAAGAUAAGGCAAAUGCAGGAAUCUUCUGGAUUGAAAGUAACUGGCAAACUAGAUCUGAGCACAUUGAAAGCAAUGAAGAAGCCCAGAUGUGGGAUUCCCGAUAUUGGAGACUUCAGCACUUUCCCUAUGUCUCCAAAAUGGGGAGUAAAAGACUUGACAUAUAGUAUUCAGAACUACACACGAGACAUGGAGCCUGCUGAUAUUGAUGACGCAAUUGAAAGAGCCUGGAAAAUGUGGAGCGAUGUGACCCCACUGACUUUCACCAGAGUCUACAAUGGCUCCGCAGAUAUAAAGAUCUCUUUUGUAACUGGGGAUCAUGGUGACUUUCGUCCCUUUCAAAAAGGUGGUGAGGAGUUAGCUCAUGCAUUUUCGCCUGCAUUUGGUGGAGAAGUCCAUUUUAAUGAUGAUAAGGACUGGACAAAGGAUUUGACAGGCACUAACUUUUUUAUUGUUGCUGCCCAUGAAUUUGGCCACUCCCUGGGUCUCUAUCAUUCUAGUUUUCUGAAGGCUUUGAUGUUUGCAUUGUACACAGCUACAGACCCCGAAACCCUACAGCUUCAUAAAGAUGACAUUGAGGGCAUCCAGUUUCUUUAUGGAAAACCUGAAGUCAACACUGACUCAAGAAAACCACCAGUAAAUAUUUUACAAGAGGCAACCUCAACAGACUUGUGUGACCCUCAGUUGGCUUUUGAUGCUGUGACUAAACUCCGAGGAGAGACCUUAUUCUUUAAAGACAGCUUCAUAUGGCGAAAGAAUCCUCUUAAGCAAGAAGUUGAAAAUUCAUAUGUUUCCUCUUUCUGGCCAGUUCUGAAAAGCGGCAUAGAUGCUGCCUAUGCAAUUCAAGAUAAGGAUAUGGUCUAUUUUUUUAAAGGUACUAAAUUUUGGGCAGCAAGGGCCGAUAUUAUUGAGCCAGGUUUCCCAAAGAACAUUCACAGGCUUGGCUUUCCAAAAACUGUUAAGAAAAUUGAUGCAGCUGCUUAUGAUGAAAACUCCAAGAAAACAUACUUCUUUUCAGGUGACAAGUAUUGGAGAUAUGAUGAGACCAAGAAUAUCAUGGAAAGGAGUUAUCCAAGGUCAAUAGCAGCUGACUUCCCUAGCAUUGACUCUGGAGUGGAUGCUGCCUUUCAACAAGAUGGACGUCUCUACUUAUUCAGUGGCUCAAAGCAAUAUGAGUUUGACAGCAGAACCAAAAGAUUUCUUGGCAGAAAGAAGGCUAACAGUUGGUUUGGCUGCAUGAGACCAAAGAAGAAUGAAAGGAGACCAGAAUAAUGAAAUCUCUGCUUCUUCAUCCCAAAAACACAUGCCUUUGUCUUGGACGUUUAUCAGUCUGUCCUGUGUUUUCGACUCAG
This is a messenger RNA of Anolis sagrei ordinatus, 1532 nucleotides long. Its product is annotated as stromelysin-1-like. Gene Ontology annotation, biological process: proteolysis; collagen catabolic process; extracellular matrix organization. The record is from RefSeq and is a predicted model, not a curated record. Gene Ontology annotation, molecular function: zinc ion binding; metalloendopeptidase activity. Gene Ontology annotation, cellular component: extracellular matrix. NCBI's taxonomy places the organism in Eukaryota, Metazoa, Chordata, Lepidosauria, Squamata, Anolidae.